Phytophthora sojae is the source of this 2385-nucleotide messenger RNA. RefSeq lists its product as hypothetical. The record is from RefSeq and is a predicted model, not a curated record. Gene Ontology annotation, biological process: protein folding. The annotation marks the transcript as partial. The transcript has a single exon. Gene Ontology annotation, cellular component: nucleus; cytosol. Gene Ontology annotation, molecular function: ATP binding; ATP-dependent protein folding chaperone. Lineage: Eukaryota; Oomycota; Peronosporomycetes; Peronosporales; Peronosporaceae.
UUGUCAACGCCUUCUGAUGGCCCGGCCACUAACUCCUUCUGCCCGUUUCCUGGGUAUUACAGCAACAUGGUGUGCGUGCAGGGCAAGCAGCGCUUCAUCGGCGAGGCGGCCAUCAGCAUGGCGCGCAUGCACUACAAGAACACGGCCACAGACAUCAAGCGUCUGAUCGGCCGCAAGUUCAAGCACCCGGAGGUGCAGCAGGAGAUCGCUCAGCUCGCGUACAAGUGCGUGGAGCUGGCCAGCGGCGACGUGGGCAUCGUGCUCAACUACAACGACGAGCCCGUAACCUUCUCGUGCGAGCAGGUGGUGGCCAUGAUCCUCAACAAGAUGCAGAACAUCGCGGCCGCCGCCAACGAGGGCGUCAACCCCGCCUACUGCGUGCUCUCGUGCCCCGGAUUCUACACGGACGUGCAGCGCCGCGCCCUGCUCAACGCCACCAAGAUCGCCGGCCUCAACUGCCUGCGCCUCAUCAACGAGCACACGGCCAUCGCCCUCGCCUACGGCAUCUACAAGUCGGCCCGCAACCUCUUCCACGAGUCGGAGCCGCAGCACGUCAUGUUCAUUGACCUGGGCCACGCCAGCUACACGGUCUCCAUUGUGGCCUUCGUGCAGGGCCGCCUCACGGUCAAGUCGGCCGCCUUCGACCGCUUCCUCGGUGGCCGUGACUUCGACAUGGUCAUCGCCAAGGACGCCGCGGCCAAGUUCGCCGCCAAGUACAAGACCAACCCGCUUGAGAACCCCAAGUCGCGCAUCAAGCUGCUGUCGGCCUGUGAGAAGGCCAAGAAGAACCUCAGCCCCUACGGUGUCACGGCGACGCACCUCAACAUCGAGUGCCUGGCUGACGACCGCGACUACAACUCGCAGGUGACGCUCGAGGAGUUCGAGGAGCUCAUUGCCCCGCUCCUCACGCGUCUGGACGGCCCCAUCGAGCGCGCGCUCGCGGACGCCGGUGUGGAGAAGUCGCAGCUGGCCAACGUCGAGAUUGUCGGCGGAGGCACCCGUGUGACCAGCGUGAAGCGCCACCUCGCCGAGGUGCUCGGCCUGGACAAGGAGCAGCAGAACUAUGGCCUGAGCACGACGCUGAACGCCGACGAGUCGGUCGCCCGUGGUUGCGCCCUGAACUGCGCCAUCCUGUCCCCCAUGUUCAAGGUGAAGGAGUUCAGCGUCACGGACCGCGUGCACCUGCCCGUGCGUGUGUCGUGGGACGGCAGCGCGUCGACGGCUACGGACGCCGCUGACGACGACGAGGACGUCAACAUGGAGACCCCCGCCUCGGAGGACAGCUCCCUGGUGAUCCUCAGUCGCAAGGACGAGUACCCCAAGACCAAGCGCAUCACCUUCCGCCGCGACAAGCCCUUCUCGAUCGACGCUGUGUACGACGAGUCGGCCAAGGCUUACCUGCCGCCUGACUACGUGAUGGACAUUGGCAAGUUCACGGUCUCGGGCAUGCCCGCCCAGGAGGCCGGUGCCGAGAUCCCCAAGAUCCGCGUGAACGUGCAGCAGGACAUGAACGGCCUGUUCUCGAUCGCGUCGUCGCAGCUGAUGCAGGAGAUCAAGGAGGAGGAGAAGCCCGCCGAGGCUGAGGGCGAGGAGAAGAAGGAGGGCGAGGAGAAGAAGGAGGACAAGCCCGCCGAGCCCAAGAAGAAGCGCUUCCGCAAGAUCGAGCUGACCGUGCAGGCGCAGGUUGGUGGUCUGUCGGCCGCCGACCUGACCACGGCCACGGAGCAGGAGCUGAAGAUGGCCCAGCAGGACCGCGUCAUCGAGGAGACGUUCAACAAGCGUAACGAGCUGGAGAGCUUCGUGUACGAGAUGCGCAACCAGAUCACGGACAAGCUGGCUGGUUUCAUCACGAGCGAGGAGAAGGGCAACCUCGAGGCUAAGCUGAUGGAGACGGAGGACUGGCUGUACACGGACGAGGGCUUCGACAGCACCAAGUCGGUGUACCAGCAGAAGCUGGACGACCUGCGCAAGCUGUCUUCGCCCGUGGAGUUCCGUCUGACGGAGAGCACGGAGCGCGGUGUGGCUCAGGCUGAGCUGACGGCCGUGCUGGAGGAGUACAAGCGCGUGGUGAACUCGGGCGACGACGCGUACUCGCACUGGACCGAGGAGGAGAAGACCAAGCUGCGCCAGACGUGCGUGGACGCCGAGACGUGGCUGUUCGACGGUCUGACCAAGCAGGCCGACGUUGGCCCGACGGACGCCCCCGUGAUCACGUCGGCUGCCAUCCGCAGCAAGAUCGUGGCCGUGCGCGCCGUGGCUCUGCCGAUCACGACCAAGCCCAAGCCGCUGCCGAAGGUGGAGACGCCCGCUGCCCCCGAGCCGACCGAGGCCGAGUCCGCCCCUGCCGACGAGAAGGACGAGGCUGAGAAGAUGGACCUGGACUAA